Alosa alosa (allis shad) is the source of this 2949-nucleotide messenger RNA. It is a transcript of the gene skor2, whose product is annotated as SKI family transcriptional corepressor 2. The transcript has 10 exons. Gene Ontology annotation, biological process: negative regulation of BMP signaling pathway; negative regulation of transcription by RNA polymerase II. Gene Ontology annotation, molecular function: SMAD binding; RNA polymerase II cis-regulatory region sequence-specific DNA binding; DNA-binding transcription factor activity, RNA polymerase II-specific. The coding region runs from base 363 to 2648 and encodes 761 amino acids. NCBI's taxonomy places the organism in Eukaryota, Metazoa, Chordata, Actinopteri, Clupeiformes, Clupeidae. The record is from RefSeq and is a predicted model, not a curated record. Gene Ontology annotation, cellular component: transcription regulator complex; nucleus.
GCGAGAGGACAGUAGCUGAACCUUCUCCGCGUGAGUUCCUCAGGUCUAUACGGUUAGAGUAGUACCUGCGCGGGCUGUUGGAUACUUCAUGUCAGUUCAGUGCGACGCGCGGGCUAAUUUCCAAUCAGGAUCCAAACAGCAGGCAGCCACGGCUUCUCCAAAUACGCCGGUCAAAUCGCGGAAACAAACGAGACAUCUGUAAACACGUGUUCCCAAAGUGUAAGGUGUCUCUGAGCAGGUGAAUUGAUUCAGCUGCUCCACGUCCCUCUCUAGCACAAUUCUGCUACCAGAUCAGCUUCAAGACUUCUCCUGAGUGGUGGUGGGAAGUGCAACAAACAGUUUACAUUGGAGGACACCAGAGCAUGGACAAACCCCUUUUGCCUGGACCAGAAGACAUUGUGAUGGCCACCCCUCCUAGUUCGUUCACCCAGGAGCCUCUAAGUCCCCCCAGGCCCAACCACUCCCUCAAGCCCAACCAGGUCGGACAGGUGGUGCUGUACGGAGUGCCCAUCGUGUCCCUGGUCAUCGACAACCAGGAACGCCUGUGUCUGGCGCAGAUCUCCAACACGCUGCUCAAGAACUACAGCUACAAUGAGAUCCACAACCGACGCGUGGCCCUGGGCAUCACCUGUGUGCAGUGCACACCUGUGCAGCUGGAGAUCCUGCGCCGGGCGGGCGCCAUGCCCAUCUCCUCGCGCCGCUGCGGCAUGAUCACCAAGCGCGAGGCCGAGCGCCUCUGCAAGUCCUUCCUGGGCGAGAACGCGCCGCCCAAGCUCCCCGACAACUUUGCGUUCGACGUGACGCACGAGUGCGCGUGGGGUUGCCGCGGCAGCUUCAUCCCGGCACGCUACAACAGCUCGCGCGCCAAGUGCAUCAAGUGCUCCUACUGCAACAUGUACUUCUCGCCCAACAAGUUCAUCUUCCACUCACACCGCAUGCCCGAGGCCAAGUACACGCAGCCAGACGCCGCCAACUUCAACUCGUGGCGUCGCCACCUGCGGCUGACCGACAAGACCCCAGCGGACGAGAUGGUGUUCGCCUGGGAGGACGUCAAGGCCAUGUUCAACGGCGGCAGCCGCAAGCGGGCACUGCCCUCCAGCCACUGCGCGCCGAUGGGCUCCGUCAAGUCCAUGGGCUCCGUGCUGCCCCACAUGAUCUCGCCGGACCUCGGGCCGAAGCGCGGGCGCUUUGAGGAGGAUGAGGACCUGGACGCCAGCAGCCUGUCGCCCCACAAGAGUGCCCGCAGCUACCCGGUCAUCCCGGUGCCCAGCAAGGGCUUCGGCAUGCUGCAGAAGUUCCCCACCACCUCACUCUUUCCCAGCCCUUACCCCUUCCCGGCCUUCGGCCUUUGCCAACAGAAGAAGGACGAGGGCGAGGCCGCCAGCGGUCAGAAGAACGCUGGACUCUCCGGCCUGCUCUGGCCCACCCGUAAAGACGCAUUCUAUCCGCCCUUCUGCAUGUUCUGGCCACCGAGGGCCGCUGGGGGCAUACCGGUGCCCACAUACCUCCAACCACAGCCCAACGCGUUGACCUCUCUGACCGACAGCCCCUCGCUCAGACAGGCCUUCCUCGACCUCUCCGAGCAGGGCGAGGCAGCGGCCGGAGGGUUGGGUGGUGCGCCGCGGUCGGGGCUGUUUGACGCUGACUGCCCAUCGGUUGGUGCGACCCCUGACCUGCGUCCGUCGUCUGAGGGCUGGCUCAAGCUGCUGGACGCUCCGUCUCUGCAGGCGCGGAAGGCCAGCUACCACUCCGCCUUCCGGCCUGUCGUUAAGGACGCCGAGAGCAUCGCCAAGCUCCACGGCAACCUGGAGGAGUUCGAGGGCGCAGGGGUGGGCUCGUCGGACAGACCCCACCUGUCCCCCGGCACCAGCUGCAGCUACCAGAGUGGAGAUAGCGGCGAGAGUGAUGAAGAGCAGGAAGUGGACGUGGAGACCAAGCAGGACGAGGAGCAGGAAGACUUCACCCUCCGGCCGCAAUCCCAGCAUCCCCAGCAGCCGCCGCAGCCCCAGUCCCAGCAGCCCUUGCACCUGCGCGGCCUCCCCGACAGCGCGGGCGAGAGGCGGAAAGAGCCGGAACACUUCCCCACCGUCGUCGCCCCCGACAAUGCCAACGACAAGCCAGGCCUGCCUGCUGUCAGUCCGCCUGCCACUCUCAAGGUCCCCAGCCCCAUCCACACAUCCACUCCGCUGGAGGACAUGCCGUACAAAAAUGUAAAUAAAGAGCCGGAGGAUGGACUGCCCGCUUACGCAACCAAAGAAAGCACCAACCAUUCAGACGAAAACAAAGAACAGACAAAUUUCUUUGGGUCUGAGACAGAGUCCUCUGGACAAGAAUACUGGCGGGAGGCUCCAGAAGAGCAAAAUCAGGAUUCACAUUCCCCAGUGGUGUCACUCAAAAAGGAUGUGGAGAACAUGGAAAAAGAGGAGCUGCAGAAGGUUCUCCUCGAGCAGAUUGAUUUGCGGAGAAGACUGGAGCAAGAAUUCCAUGCGCUGAAAGGCAGUUCCCCGUUCCCAGUUUUCCAUAAUUUCCAGGACCAAAUGAAGAGGGAGCUGGCUUACCGGGAGGAGAUGGUGCAACAGCUUCAGAUGAUCCCCUAUGCAAACAUACUCAGAAAAGAAAAAGUCGGAACACAUCUCAGCAAGAGUUAAAUGGUGGUUGGGACAGCUGGCGUGUCACCGAGCAGCCCAUUCUCUGGAAAUCUCUCUCAAACUGGGAAUGACAAAAAAGCCUUUGAGCUAUCUGUGAGCACUCCCACAAUGCAACAGAAGUGACCUCAUCAUUCUUUCCCCAGGACGGUCUUGGAAUGGUUGAAAAGGCAAAGAGAGGAAUAAGCGGCUCUACACGAAAAAAGCUAAACCUUCCUCAAGCAAUGCUUCGGUUUGUGUGUGUGUGUGUGUGUGUGUGAGAGAGAGAGAGAGAGAGAGAGAGAGAGAGAUCAACUGUGUAUAU